Molecule: messenger RNA, 1645 nt
Organism: Rhodamnia argentea
Lineage: Eukaryota; Viridiplantae; Streptophyta; Magnoliopsida; Myrtales; Myrtaceae
Product: geraniol 8-hydroxylase-like
Exons: 2
Coding region: 21-1508 (495 amino acids)
Molecular function (GO): iron ion binding; heme binding; monooxygenase activity
Source: RefSeq, a predicted model, not a curated record
UCGCCAGAUCCAACCCUGAAAUGGAACUCUACCUCAUUCUCUUCCUCAUCUCCCUCCUCCUCUUCCUCAAACCCUUCCUCCUCCCAUCAAGACCCAAGAACCUUCCCCCCGGCCCGGCCGGCCUCCCCUUGCUCGGUUCGCUCAUCCAACUAGGCGCCCGUCCCCAUGAGUCCCUCUUCAACAUGGCCAGGCGCUACGGCCCGGUCAUGACCCUCCACCUCGGCUCGGUGACCAACAUUGUGAUCUCGUCCCCGGAGGCCGCCCAGGAGACCCUCCAGAAGCACGAUGAGAACUUCUCUGACCGGGCCGUCCCGGACGUGAUCACCGCACAGCCGAAUCCGGAGUUCACCCUCGCGUGGGUCCCCGGCGACCAGCAGUGGCGGGCCCGGCGCCGCGUGUGCAGCACCCAGAUGUUCACCGCCCGGCGCCUGGACGCCCUCCAGCACCUGCGCCACCAGAAGGUCCACCAGCUCAUCGACCACAUCAAGAACUGCUGCGCACUGGGCAAAGAGGUCGACAUAGGCCAACUGGCCUUCGCCACAACUUUGAACCUCAUGUCGAGUACCAUGUUCUCGAUUGAUAUUGUCGACCCGGAAUUCCAAACGGCUCAGGAGUUCAAGGACUUGGUGUGGAGGAUCAUGGAGGAUGCCGGGAAGCCGAACUUGUCGGACUACUUCCCGGUGAUCCGGCGGUUCGAUUUGCUAGGCUUGAAGCGACACAUCCGGCCAUCUUACGUGAGGUUGCACGAGAUAUUCGAUGGGAUCAUCGACAAACGUUUGGAAGAGAGGGCGGCCGGCUCAUCCACAUCGUCGAAGAGGGGUGAUUUCUUGGAUGUGCUUCUGGAUCAGUGCGAAGAAGAAGGGUCCGAUUUUAACCGGCAAAGCAUCAAGCCAAUGAUCCUGGAUCUAUUCAUUGCUGGAAGCGACACAUCUGCAUUAACGACGGAAUGGGCAAUGGCGGAACUCCUCCACAAUCCUAGCCUCCUCCAAAAAUCAAAAAAUGAGCUUGUCACGGUCAUCGGCACCGAGCGGCCAGUCCAAGAAUCGGACACUCACCACCUCCCGUAUCUCCAAGCAAUUGUCAAGGAGGCGCUCCGCCUCCACCCAGCAGCGCCUCUCCUCCUCCCUUACAGAUCCAAGAACGACGUGGAAGUGUGCGGGUACGUCAUCCCGAAGGGCAUGCAAGUCCUGGUGAACGCAUGGGCCAUAGGGCGAGACCCGAACUAUUGGGAGGACCCGAUGUCGUUUAGGCCCGAGCGGUUCUUGGGUUCGAAUGUGGAUUACAGAGGGAGAGAUUUCGAGUACAUCCCGUUCGGCGCGGGCCGAAGGAUAUGCCCCGGAUUACCGCUUGCCGUCCGGAUGGUUCAACUCAUGGUGGCUUCCCUCGUUCAAUCGUUUAACUGGAAGCUUCCCGAGGGAGUAGCGCCGGAGAGUUUGGAUAUGCAAGAGCAAUUUGGAGUCACAUUGAGAAAGGCCAUACCCUUACGAGCAAUUCCGAGCUUAGAUUGAAAAGGAAGUCGUGAUCGAUCCUUGAUUGGUGUUUCCAAGUGAUUUUUAAGAACUCUCUAUGCGUCUGAAGCUCCAAUAAAAUAUCGAGCACUUUUGUGAAAGUUACUUGUUCUACUAAUAUGUUAAUGGAGCGAUUG